This is a messenger RNA of Acipenser ruthenus (sterlet), 6925 nucleotides long. RefSeq names its product lysine-specific demethylase phf2-like. Gene Ontology annotation, biological process: protein demethylation; regulation of transcription by RNA polymerase II. The transcript has 22 exons. Gene Ontology annotation, molecular function: histone demethylase activity; transcription coregulator activity. The record is from RefSeq and is a predicted model, not a curated record. The coding region runs from base 412 to 3684 and encodes 1090 amino acids. Lineage: Eukaryota; Metazoa; Chordata; Actinopteri; Acipenseriformes; Acipenseridae.
CCGGGGUGGAUACAUCUGAACCCAUCUUCUAGAGAACAUUCUGAUAAUCAUGCAUUUACUUUGAAGAUGAUUGAAACAGCCUUACAAGAUGACGUAACAAUAUUACAAUGAAAGGGAUGCAUUUUCUUACUGUUUAUGAAAGUCUCAAUACUGUACUGGUCUGUCACCAGGGGGCAUGCAUACAAUAAUACACUUCAGGAAACAUCAUUCGUUCAACAUUUUUUUUUUUAAAAGAUUGCAAUUCAAAUGCAACCUGGAUCUGUAGGAAGACGAUUUUUGUUGUUACAUUUGGUCCAUGCCAGCAGAACAGUGUUGAAUCGGCGUGCUAUUCUGAGAGAUUUCUAAUUGCAAUUUUGUUGCAGCAGGGGUUUUGCAGACUCUCGCUCCAGCGUUGUUGUGAAUUGAUCUAACAUGGCGACUGUACCAGUUUAUUGCAUCUGUAGGUUACCUUACGACGUAUCCCGCUUCAUGAUCGAAUGCGAUGCCUGUAAGGACUGGUUUCACGGCAGCUGUGUUGAUGUGGAUGAAGAGGAAGCGCCAGACAUUGACAUCUAUCACUGUCCGAACUGCGAGAAAUCCCAUGGCAAGUCCACUUUGAAAAAGAAAAGGAAUUGGCACAAAAAUGACACGGGGCAAAGUACAGAGGUGAAGAAGCCUGUCCUGAACGGCAGCCAGGUGUUUAUAAAGGAGCUCAGAAGCAGGACAUUCCCAAGUUCUGAAGACGUGGUGGUAAAGCUGAAUGGAAGCCAGCUCACACUAGACUAUAUUGAAGAGAAGGGCUUCACAGAACCCAUCCUGGUCCCAAAGAAAGAUGGACUCGGAAUGUCAUUACCCGUCCCCACGUUCUAUGUUAGUGACGUAGAAAACUAUGUUGGUCCAGACAGAGUUGUGGAUGUCAUUGACAUGUCCAAACAGACAGAGUGCAAGAUGAAGCUCAAGGAGUUUGUUGAUUAUUACUACAGCACAAACAGAAAACGAGUACUGAACGUGAUAAGCUUGGAGUUUUCUGACACAAGAAUGUCCAGUUUUGUGGAGAGCCCUGAGAUUGUCAGAAAGCUGUCCUGGGUGGAGAAUUACUGGCCUGAUGACGCACUCCUUGGAAAACCCAAAGUCACCCAAUACUGCCUGAUCUGUGUGAAGGACAGCUACACAGACUUCCACAUAGAAUCAGGGGGAGCCUCCGCAUGGUACCAUCCACUCAAAGGAGACAAAAUAUUCUUUUUAAUCAAACCAACUUCUGCAAACCUGUCCCUUUACGAGCACUGGCGUUCCUCGUCCAAUUACAGUGAGAUGUUUUUUGCUGACCAAGUAGACAAGUGUUACAAGUGCACUCUGAAACAAGGACAGACUUUAUUUAUUCCUUCAGGUUGGAUUUAUGCAACGCUGACCCCAGUGGACUGCCUGGCUUUUUCUGGGCAUUUUCUUCAUAACCUGAGUGUUGAAAUGCAGAUGAGAGCAUAUGAAGUGGAAAAACGAGUGAAAAUUGGCAGCCUUACCCAGUUUCCCAACUUUGAAACUGCGUGCUGGUACGUGGGCAGGCAUCUGCUGGAGAGGUUCAAAGGCUUGCACAAAGCUGGGAAGCAGCCGCUGCCUCACUUGGUACAAGGAGCCAAAAUCCUUAAUGGGGCUUUCAGGUCGUGGACUAAGAAACAGGCUCUUCUUGAACACGAAGAUGAGCUUCCAGAAAACAUGAAGCCAUCACAGCUUAUCAAAGACCUUGCCAAAGAAAUCAGAAUUACAGAGAAUGCAUGUAAAGCCAUGAAGGUGGAGCUGAGUGCCAGCGUACCCAUGGAGGAGCCUUCUGCAGUGGAGCUGGAGGAACCAGAGGAGUCAGAGGGGCCUGGUCAGCCUGUGUCCCCCAUGUCCUCCAUGUCCCCUGUAUCCCCCGUGCACAUCCCCUCGCCACCCCAAGAGAAACCCUCCCGCAAGAAGGCUCCCAAAACUCCCAAGACGCCUAAAAACCCCAAGACCCCCAAAACGCCCAAGACCCCCAAAACGCCCAAGAUGCCCAAGACCCCCAAGACGCCCAAGACCCCCAAGGCUGUGAAAAAUACAAAAAACCCCAAAACGAAAGAGGGGGGCAAGAAAAAAGGGAAGAAAACAAAAGAAAGCUCCUCUUCCCCCACCACGCCGACCCUGGACGUCCUGGAAGCGCACACAAAAGAGGCUCUGACAAAAACAGAAACGUCAAAGAAAGGGAAGGCUGCAAAGAAUGUGUUGAGCAUGCCAGAGAAAGAGGCCAUCAGCAAGCAGAACGAGCUGGAGAAGUUUGAGAUCAGAGAGCAGAACAAGAGCAAAACAGAAGCUAAAUGGAAAUACAAGAACAGUAAACCGGAUUCAUUGCUAAAAAUGGAGGAAGAACAGAAAUUGGAAAAGACACCAUUAUCAGGAAACAAAGACAACAAAUUUGCAUUUUCUUUUUCAAAUAAAAAAUUACUAAGUUCUAAAGGGCUAAAGCCACAGAUGAAUUCAAGUGUAUUUGGAUCAUUACAAAACCUGAAGGAAGAUAAAGUGAAGCCAGUCAGGGAUGAGUAUGAAUACGUGUCAGAUGAAGGAGAACUGAAAAUUGACGAGUUUCCAAUAAGAAGAAAAAAUAACACAGCAAAAAGAGAUAUUUCUUUUUUAUCGAAUAUAAAAGAGCCGAUUCAGCAGGCAAAAAAACCAAAGCUUCAACGUACACCCGCCAAGGCUAAUGAUUCCUCAGAUGAAGGGUCGCUUCACAUUGACACAGAAACAAAGACAGAAGUCAAAGGUCGAAAUUCAAAGGUCAAGAAGGAAAGUGGUAAUGCUGCGGGAAUACUGGAUCUCUUACAGGCCAGCAAGCAAGUUGGAGAAAUUGAUUACAAUGCAAACAGUCCACCACCUGCUUCUCCCAGCACACAGGAAGCCAUCCAGGGGAUGCUGUCAAUGGCCAACCUCCAGUCUUCAGACUCCUGUCUACAAACCUCUUGGUCCAACAACCAAUCAAAAAACAACUCCCACACGACGCAGUCAUCCAAGAAGACAGGCAACGGCAACAACAAGAGGCCCGCCAAGCGCCCGCUGAAGAAAAGCACGAAGAGCAGCAGUGUGGACAGCGUGGAGAUGUUUGAGGACGAACAGGACCACCUGCAUGCGUGUUUCAAAGAUUCGGAUUACGUAUAUCCAUCUCUUGAGUCAGAUGAAGACAACCCCAUUUUCAAAUCCAGGUCAAAGAAAAGGAAAAGUUCAGAUGAUACACCUUACAGCCCAACAGCCAGAGUAGGUCCAUCAGUCCCCCGACAAGACAGACCUGUUCGUGAAGGAGCUCGAGUGGCUUCGAUAGAAACCGGUCUAGCGGCUGCAGCAGCCAAACUCUCCCAGCAGGAACAACAAAAAACCAAGAAGAAGAAGAAAAAUACCAAAAAGAAGCUCUCGUCAGACGAUGCAAAUAAAAUCCCUCAGGAAAGCAGUUCACCGGAGCCCAAGCUGGAGUCCCAUGGGAGCAGUCUGGCGGAUCACGAGUAUACGGCUGGGGCAGCCAAGACCCCUGGCGCGCCACAACCCAUGGCUCCUGGAGUGUUCCUCACACAGAGGAGGCCGUCCACUUCAUCUCAGAACAGCGCAUCAGCCAAAGCCAAACGGCUUAAGAAAGGCAUGGCUACUGCCAAACAGAGACUGGGGAAGAUUUUGAAGAUUCAUCGUAAUGGGAAACUUCUCCUGUAACAUCUACAGUGCAAGACUGGGACUGUGUCGCUGCUCAGGUGAAAUGACCUGAACCUGACCCUACUCCUGUUCACUGGUAUUAAGGACUACAGCAGCAAACUGAACCAUAUGGGGAAUAAAACAGGUGACGUUUUUUCAGUUUUUAAGAAGAAUAUAGCUCAAAAAUAGGUUUUUGCCUCUACUUAUACUUUAUAACUUUCAGAUAUCUGCUAUAAAUAUUUUUAAAACAAAAUGUGUGUCUCAAUUUACUACAACUGUUAGUUUACCAAGGGUUGCUGAAGAACAUUGCAGAUCAUUCCGAACUUCUAGAAAGUAUCCCCAGCAUUUAUUUACUUACGUGCAUAUUUCUUGAGGAAAAUGAAUAAAUAAAUGUCUAGCGCUUUUAAUUUUGAGCAUUUUAAACCAUCUGACCUGGAUGUGACUUGUCAAACAGCUGGCAAAUGCAAACCCAGUUGUAAAAACUAUCAGAGCUCUUUUGCACUGUACUUGAUGUCAAAAUUGUCGGAGAAAGGCAACUGUAAAAAAUCCUAUCGCAAUUACUGUUAAGAAGGUAAAUCAUAAGAGGGGUAUGGUUAACACUUAACCCCCUUUCACACCGGCAUGUUCUACCCGGGUCAGAACCUACCCAGGUCAGGACCCAGUGUGAUGCGCGUCAGGUACGCGAUUUCACACUGAUUUUGAUAAAGCAAGGGUUGAUCUGGGUGACAGAUGCAAGUGCACAAUAAGCGUAUCAAUGCCCCGGAAGCAGCUUGUUACUGACGCUUCCAUCCAAGCUUCUCUGGAUUGAACCGUCGGCCCAAAUGCUGAUUAAAUGUUUCUACAUCCCUGCUGCAAUCUGGCACACAGUGUGUCUCAAGCAACAAAAAUAUGGCUAAACAGAAUAAACAGUUCCUUGCGGAAGUGAAACCUUCACGCAGGCGUGGCUGUUUGUUAUUGUCUCGGCUCACGAACGGCCGUCAAGCAUUUUGUCUCGCUCAACCUGGGUCAAAGCGUGUCGACCCACAUCCUGAGGUGGGUCGCUGGGACCCGGGUUAACCUGGGUACGACCCAGGUACGUGGUUUCACACUACACGGGAUUGUGACCCGGGUAGCCAGGACCCGGGUCCGGACUCGGGUAGGAGUGCCAGUGUGAAAGGGGUUUAGACAGCAAGCCUAGCUUUAUCAGAUUGCAAAGCAACAGAAACAAAGUACAAUGUACCUUCCGGUGCGUUUCAUGAAGCCCUGCAGGGGGCGCUUGUUCAGUCUCUGAGCUGAAGAACAGUGUUAUGCUUUUUUUUUUUCGCUCAGUGCGAUCUAUAAGAAAAAGAUAAUGUAAAUGUUGUUUAAAUUAUAUAUUAGCAACAUUUUUAUUUUGUAAUAUAUUACCACAAUUGUUUUGUAAAACAAAAUCUGUAUUCAAAUCCUUGCUGAAACAUAAAAUUAUUUCUUUAUAUAAUUAUUGUUUAUAUAUAUAUAUAUAUAUAUAUAUAUAUAUAUAUAUAUAUAUAUAUAUAUAUAUAUAUAUAUAUAAUUUUAAUCAUUGUAUGUUGCAUUUUCCUCCCAAUUCCCUUAACACAAUAACAAAUCAUGUAGCCACAAUUAGAUCUCAUUUCAGUUUCAGGCAUUUCAUUGGUAUUGACAUUGAAAUACAUGCAAAAAAAUAAAUAUAUAUUACAAAACUAGUAUGGUAACAGCAACCUAGAGUACUGAACUGGUAGUUUAGGAGCUAAAUAUUUAUCGAAGGGUAGAUUCUAUGUUGUUACUGUUGCUAAUGGCACUGAUUUAAACCAGGCCUGAACUGUCAAAUAGUUAUUUGACCCAGAAUGACAAAUAGGACUCCCUAUACUGGGUACUGUGAUUUCCAAGCUUUGCUGUAUUAUAUCUGUUUCCUUACAAAGGGACUGUAUAACACUUUUUUUAAUCUCAGUAUUAUCAAGUGGCAAACUGACUCAAUCAGAAUGUGUGAGUGUGGCCAACAGCACAGACUUGCACUUAACUUACUGGUGCUGACAUCAAUAUUCAUUGAUAGAGAUCCCCGGGAACCCUUUUUCUACAAAAACACUAGGUGACUUUUGAUUGGGAUGAAGCGUCCUCUUGACAAGCCUCCCCCUUCUCUUCCUUUCAUCUUUAAUUAACCGGGUACUUUCUAAUCCAACCUUGUUUCUCAGGCAAUACCAUAAAGUACUUUAGCUAUAACAUAUGCAUUUUACUGCAUUACAGUAUAUAGAAUGUAGCUUGUAAAUAGCUUUUGAAAUGACUACCUUUUGUAACAGAGUGACUUUUCUUUAUUAAAUAAUACUUCGUUAUACAUUUUUACAAAGUGUUUUUUUAAUUUUAUUUCUUAGCUACAUUUAGGCACUUCUUUUGUUUUUGGUUUUUUAGAAAAAGAGGUGUUGCCUGAAAAACAAAUUGCAAAACUUUGUAUGGCCUUACACAAAAACAAACAAAUGUAUUGUAAAGAUUCACGUGCAAAAAGAAACGAGACUUCUCCAAAAAAAAAAAAAAAAAAAAAAAAAAAGACAUGCUUACGUCUUGACCAGCUUCCUGUUCUAUAGUCCUUGUAACCUGAUGGGAUUGAAAAGCUGUUUUACUAGCACCUUGUGAAGUGUGUUCUGUGUCUCUGAUGAUGUAAUUUAUUAAUGUUUGUAGCUUUUUAUAUUUGUACAUUUCUUAAGAGCUUUUGUUUUUAAACAUUUUAUCAGCUUGUGAAAGUCUACUUCUAGGAAUCUGUCUACAGUACAAAUUAAAAAUACUACUGAGGCCUUAUUAACUAAUAUUUAGGCACUUCAUGGUUGGGUUUAGGACCUUAAUAUUCUGUUAGGUUGUUUUUUUUUUGUUUGUUUGUUUUUAAUUUGAAGGCUUUGUCAGUUAGUUUAAUAGGGCCCCAGUUAUAAAACAGAUUUUCAAAGCUCUCUUAAGACAUUAUUAUUAUUAUUAUUAUUAUUAUUAUUAUUAUUAUUAUUAUUAUUAUUUUAUUUUUUAUCAAGAAGCUAUAUGGUAUAACUCAGCCAUCAUGCCCUUUUAUUUUAUUUUGGAAAUAUGUACAUUUCUAACAAGGUUUACUGUGGUUAUGUGUUGCAGUUUUAGUUGCCAAUGGAAAUCUUGUAUCAAAUCCUCAGAACUUAAAUACACUCGGAUCAAACCUUAACAAGUUAUCUUUUUUUCAGGAUUUUGUACAAAAUGUGUGUUGCUUUGUUGUGUUUUAUUUUUGAUAUGUUCAACUCAUUAAAUUGACCAGCUGCACUAGCACUGUGUAAAUCCA